Alexandromys fortis (reed vole) is the source of this 5949-nucleotide messenger RNA. RefSeq names its product zinc finger protein 598, E3 ubiquitin ligase (gene Znf598). The record is from RefSeq and is a predicted model, not a curated record. Gene Ontology annotation, molecular function: ubiquitin protein ligase activity; ribosome binding. NCBI's taxonomy places the organism in Eukaryota, Metazoa, Chordata, Mammalia, Rodentia, Cricetidae. The coding region runs from base 2891 to 5410 and encodes 839 amino acids. Gene Ontology annotation, biological process: rescue of stalled cytosolic ribosome; protein ubiquitination. The transcript is spliced from 12 exons.
UGGCUGGUGACCUACCCAGAGGUCCUUGCUUUGCUGGCCAGUCGUGCAUCAUAUACUGAUGGAAAGUCAAAACACUGGGUUUUUCCAGCCGCCUUUAGCUUCCUUCUAGGAAGGAAGACGUUUCGGGGGUCUUUACAUUUAUAGUCCUAGCCCGGCUUUGAUUUUCACUCAGGAAGUUAGUGAACACAUACAUGUGUCAGCUGUAGCCAGUGUCUGCCCUCCCUCGUUCCUUGUGGGCCCCACACCCUCUAAGCUCUGUGGCGGGGGCUGUUGACAUGAGCUGUCAGCUUGCCCUGGCUGGGGUGUGGCUUGGCACUGGGUGCCCUUGGCCAAGCCUGGGCUUCCUCGUGGGUUUGCACCACCAUGCUGGGCAACAAGAGUUCUUGGGGAGUUGGGUGAGGUGAUAUUGUCCAGCUCAGUCUCUUCAUUCAUCCCGCAGCUUCUUCACCUGUAACCUUGUAGCUUCCUUGUCCCUGGGUUCUGCAUUACCUUGAGUAUGAGUAUGGUAUGUGUGUUCCUACCCAGAAUCCCACAGUGACUCUUAGUUCCUGAACCCUGCCCUUGGCUUCCCUUAAUGUGAAUAAAUGAAAUCAGGAGGGAUGUGUGUAAGAUGUUGUAUGGAGCCUUUAGUCCCUGCGCUUGAGAGGCAGAAACAGGCGGACUUCCGAGUUUGAGGCCAGCCAGAGCGACACAGAGAAACCCUGUCAUGUGGAACUAGCCAGCUUCCUUUGUUGGAUGAUCUACCUUGACCUUCUUUGUACAGACUUUGGAGUGGCGUUCAAGUAUAGCAGAGAGACAGUGCACAACUUUGAAGCUGCGUCUGGUGCAGAACCAGGGCAGUCCUGACUUCAACACAGCAGCUUCGGUGGCCUGACAUCUGGUGUGAGGCUGUGGAGGUAGUGGACAAAACUGAUUCAACGCUGGGUGGUGGAGAGCCUUGUGCUCAGUCUUUAGCACUGGGGAGAGAGACCAGCACAUCCUGGUGAUUAAGCCCUUGGGAGUUUCUUGUGUUCCUCUGGGCACAUCUCUCAAGAGCCAUUUUCUUUAUCCGGUUGCUUGUCACAUCUCUGGACAGGCCACACCUCCACCCACAAGCGGGGGAAGUGGGAGGGGAAUGUUGAAGGCUUUCCCAGGGUUGCUGCAAGGCCCAGGUCAGCAAGCUCUGUACCUGAUGACUCAUGGGUAUUUUUCUGUUGUGAAUGCGUUGUCUGCCAUCUGUGAUCCCUCCCACUCUCCCUUCCUUUCUUUGGACAGUCUCACUGUAUACACAGGCUGGCCUGGAACUCAUAAAGAUCCAUCUGUCUCUGCCUCCUGAGUACUGAGAUUAAAUGUCUGUUCCACUAUGCCUAGGGAUCCUGGUCUUUCCAAAAGUUAUCCCUGCCUCUAUUACCAGUUGGACUCCCACCAGGAGAUCUAACAUCCAUUUCUGUCAUUGGUGAGCACCACACAUGAACAUGGUGCACAAACAUACAUGCAGGCAAAUAUACACAUAAAAUAAUUUUUUAAUUAAAAGAUGUAUUUUUCUUUUAUGUGUAUGUGUGCAUGUUAUUCCAGAAGAAAAUGUUGAAUCCUCUGGAACUGGAGUUACUGUAAGCUUCUAUGUGGGUGCUAUGAACUGAACCCAAGUUCUCUGGAAAAGAAGCAAACUCUCUUAACCACUGAACCAUCUUUCCAGUCCCGCCCGUCCCAUUACACACACCUCCCCCCUCCCCCCCUUGAUGCAUGGUGUCUCACCUGUCUUUUUACCUGUUUUUUUUUUUUUUUUUUUUUCUGGGAUGGGUUUCCAGACAGGAUUUCUUUGUAUGUCCUAGAACUCACUCUGUAGACCAGGCUGGCCUCAAACUUACAGAGAUCCACCUACCUCUGCCUCCCAAGUGCUGGGAUUAAAGGCGUGUGCCCCCACCGCCCAGCUUUACCUUCUCUUUACCUAACACUCCUUGCAUGCUGGAAGUUAUAGGAGGAGCAAGGUCCUCUGGCAGCCACUACCUGAGCAAGCUUCCCACCCCGUCAGUCUCCCCUGGAACUGGGCUGUCAAUCCCACAUGGCUGAUUCCAGAGGUCCUUGCCUGACCUCUGGACCCUAUGCUGCCCAGCCCAGGGCUCCUCAGAGUAACCCAGCCUCACACCCAGACCUGACCUGGCCUAAGCUUCCUCCUCAGAUCAUGACCCUUUUCCUAGGACUCUUCUCUCCCUAACACCUUGGUUUUGUCUCCUUUGCCCCUGCCUAGCCUCACAGGGAUGUCCACAGGAAGGGAGGGUCUUGCUGCUGGGGAUGCCCCAAGAUAACCUGCUCUUCUGUCGCCCACUGGGGCAGUCUAGAUGGACAGUCUUGGUCUCUCUGCCUGGAAAAGGGCAGGUUUUGUUCACCUAGAGCUCCGGGCCUGUUGGCAUCAGACCCAACACACCCAGCCUUUGGCCUGCCCUGCCCAUGAACCUUUUCCUAUGCCUUUUCCUGUACUUCCGUUCCCUUCUUGAACCAGCCCUGUGUCUCCUUCCCUACCUCUCAGCCUGACCCAGGUGUAUGUAGAUUAGAUUUACCUCCACCAGACUGGUAUGCCUGGGCCUUGAUGGCCCUGUUUCUGCUUGGCAGAUCCACACCCCAUUCCUAUGCAGACUUGGCUCAGUGGCCCCUUGACAUCACUUCUGCCUGCAGUUGAUAAUCAUGUUUCUUGGUUCUUAGCCUCGGUGGGACAAGGUAAAGCAGGUCUCUGGUUCCCCUGCACUCUCAUCCCAGCCCUCUGGUUGCCAGCCAGGCCCUUCAUAAGAACUCUGUCUGGCUUCUGGUCAUACUCAUUACAGGAUGUGUGCUAUCUCCCUGCCUCUCCUCUGGGCACCUCGGGCUGUUCACAGAGAUGUGCUGUGGGUGAGCAACAAGCCAGCAUGUGUAGGGCAUGAACGCACAAGACGAGAGGUGGCUAGCACAGGUUGUCUUUGGGAAGAAGCUUCCUGCCUUUGCCAUGAUCCCCAUCCACCAGCUCCAGCACGAGAAGAAAUACGACAUCUAUUUUGCAGAUGGAAAGGUGUUUGCAUUGUACAGGCAGCUGUUGCAGCAUGAAUGCCCACGGUGCCCCCACCUGCCAUCCUUUGGCCUCUUCGGAGACUUGGAGCAGCACAUGCGGAAGCAACAUGAGCUCUUCUGCUGCAAGUUGUGCCUCAAGCACCUCAAGAUCUUCACCUAUGAGCGCAAGUGGUACUCACGCAAGGACCUGGCUCGUCACCGCAUGCAGGGUGACCCUGAUGAUACAUCCCAUCGGGGACAUCCACUCUGUAAGUUCUGUGAUGAGCGUUACCUGGACAACGAUGAGCUGCUCAAGCACUUGCGCCGUGACCACUACUUCUGCCAUUUCUGUGACUCUGAUGGGGCCCAGGAUUACUAUAGUGAUUAUGCAUACCUGCGUGAACACUUCCGGGAGAAGCACUUUCUGUGUGAGGAGGGCCGCUGCAGCACUGAACAGUUCACCCAUGCCUUCCGCACUGAGAUAGACCUCAAGGCUCAUAAAACAGCUUGCCACAGCCGCAGCCGGGCUGAGGCACGCCAGAACCGGCAGAUUGACCUUCAAUUUAGCUUUGCACCACGGCAUUCACGCCGGAGUGAGGGAGUCGUCAGUGGUGAGGACUACGAGGAGGUGGACAGGUACAACCGCCAGGGCCGAGCUGGCCGGGCCAGCGGGCGUGGAGCCCAGCAGAACCGCCGGGGAAGCUGGAGGUACAAGAGGGAAGAAGAAGACCGAGAAGUGGCAGCUGCUAUCCGGGCCUCCGUGGCUGCUCAACAGCAAGAGGAUACUCAUAGGGCUGAGGACCGGGAAGAGGGUAGCAGGCCCAAGAAAGAGGAUGCAGCAGCCAGAGGGUCUGAGGAGCCCCGUGGCUCCCGGCGCCUGCCUCGGACUCAGGGUGAAGGCACAGGCUCCAAGGAAGCCUCAACAAACGGUCCUGUAAGCCAAGAAGCCUUCCCAACCACAGGCCCAGGACCAGUGGCUGCCCCCUCAAACACCCUCCCACCACCUAACCCCAAGCUCAAGGAUGAAGACUUCCCCAGUCUCUGUGCCUCCACUUCCUCCUGCACAGCGGUUACCCCAGGCUCUGUGGGCCUGGCACUGGCUUAUCCUGGUCCUCCCAGGGGCAAAAACACCUUCCAGGAAGAGGACUUCCCUGCCUUGGUUUCCUCGGCACCCAAGCCCAGCAGUGCCCCCUCUAGCCUCAUCUCAGCUUGGAACAGCAGCUGCAGCAAGAAAGGGAACCCACCUACACCAGGGGCCCAGGCUGUAAUUGGUGGCAGCCAGCCUCCCCGGAAGGCAGGGAAGGGGAGCAGGGGUGGCCGGAAGGGUGGCCCAGCCCCAGUAGAUGAGGAGGAGGGUGGUGGCCUCACUGUGCAGGAGCUUCGGAGUGUGCCCACUACAGUGGCUGUUUCUUCUUUGCUGGCACCAACUGCCAACCAGAGUUCUACCAAGGUUGGCAAGAAGAAGAAGGUGGGCUCUGAGAAGACUGGUGCUGCGUCAUCCCCACUGCUGCCCCCUGAUCACAUCCCAAAGCCCUCUGGGGCUGAGCAGGCCCCUGACUCCUCUCUAAGCAAAGCUGAAGUGCCAGUAACCAUUGUCAAUGGACAUUCGGAGGGGCCAGCCCUGGCCCGGAGCACCCCAAAGGAGCCUCCAGGGCUUCCACGGCCUCUGGGUCCCCUCCCCUGCCCCAUACCACAGGAGGACUUCCCAGCACUUGGAGGCCCUUGUCCACCCAGGAUGCCCCCUCCCCCAGGCUUUAACACCAUGUUGCUUUUGAAGAGUACACCGUCUCCACCCCCACUCCCACCAGGCCUGGUGCCUCCCUUCAGCAAGCCUCCCCCUGGCUUCUCCAGUUUCCUGCCUAGUUCCCACUCAGCCUGUAUUCCCAGUCCCACCACCACCACCAUGAAAGCACCCCGGCUAACACCCACGCCACGAGCCUACUUAGUUCCUGAGAACUUCCGGGAGAGGAACCUACAGCUCAUCCAGUCCAUCAAGGACUUUCUGCAGAGUGAGGCCUGCUUCAGCAAGUUUAAGAGCCAUUCAGGGGAGUUCAGACAGGGAAUGAUCUCUGCGGUUCAGUACUACAAAAGCUGCCGGGACCUGCUUGGGGAGAACUUCCAAAAGAUCUUCAGUGAGCUGCUGGCGCUCCUACCAGACAUAGCCAAACAACAGGAGUUGCUGUCCGCACACACUGACUUCUGCAGUCGUGAGAAGCCUCCCAGCUCCAAGCCUAAGAAGAACAAGAAGAAUGUGUGGCAGACCAGCACCCAACAGCUGGGCCUGGACUGCUGCGUGUGCCCCACCUGCCAGCAGGUACUGGCACACGGUGACAUCAGCAGCCACCAGGCACUGCACGCUGCCCGGGACGAUGACUUCCCCUCCCUUCAAGCCAUUGCCAGGAUCAUUACGUAGCUCCUGCUGGUGAGGGCAAGAGCUGUCACACCCUAGCGCCUCCUUCCUCUUCCCAGCUGCCAGGCAGCUAGGCUGGGCCCUGGGAAGGCUGAGGCUCAGGCCGCCUGGUUAUCCAGGCCUGCCAGGAGGGCAUCAGGGAAGGUCUACCCUGUGCACCAUCACUUAAGUUCUGUCCCCUGCUUGGAAGAGAGCCAAUCUUGGUUUGUAUUGGGAUUUUGGAAUGUGCCAGGGGAGGGAAGGACUGGGAUGUUGGGACCUGAACCUGUGGUCAUAGCUAGAUGUCUCAGUGGCCUGAAGAGCCCUCCUGAGUCGAGCCCACAGCUGACAGCUUCGGGUGUACUGGUGCUGGAGUCAGAGUCAGUGUGCUGUGUAGACAAUUGGCUGUUUCAGAGAGAAUGUUCCAGAUUAAACCACACACAAAAUUGUGCUACUUGAAGUUCAAUCUUUUUAUGAGACAAGUUAAACUAAGAUCUCAAAUUGCCUCUGACAUUUUAUAAAAGACAGUUUAUCUUCAAAUAAAUUUAUUUUACAGUACUGCA